Messenger RNA from Medicago truncatula (barrel medic), 696 nucleotides. Its product is annotated as putative FBD-associated F-box protein At5g53640. Gene Ontology annotation, molecular function: protein binding. Bases 1 to 696 code for a protein of 231 amino acids. The transcript has a single exon. The record is from RefSeq and is a predicted model, not a curated record. Lineage: Eukaryota; Viridiplantae; Streptophyta; Magnoliopsida; Fabales; Fabaceae.
AUGGAAUCACUACCUGACGACGUUCUGUGUCACAUUCUGUCGUUCCUUCCGACGAGGGAUGCUGUUGCUACUAGCCUUCUGUCAAAGAGAUGGAAACCACUCUGGCUCUCCUUCCGUUCCUUCGACCUUGAUGACAACUACUUUUCCGACUUCCACAGGUUUUCCAAUUUCGUCACCUCAUCACCACAAUCCAUUCAAUCCUUACGCCUCACUUGUGGCUCCCAUUUUACCUUCGAGUUCGAGGACGUCGAAGAAGAUGCUUUCGACCUCUUCCUUUAUAGACUGUCGUUCAAAGGAAUUCAGGAACUCGAUCUCUGCUUGGUCACUUUAAUCGAAUUGCCUUUUGGCUUCUACACUUGCAAUAAUCUUGUCACACUUAAGCUAGACAAUGUUACUUUCAAAGAUGGCUCUUCCUAUAUCAAUUUUCCAUUACUCAAAUCCCUUAAUUUGAACGACGUCGUCUUUGGAAAUCGUGCUAACAUGUUUGACUUUUUUUGCGGAUGUCCCAAUGUUGAAGAUGUAGAAGUGACAUCACUAUCAAUAGUUAAUAGUCGCAUUCCUCAGCCACCAGAAGAGGGGGUUGAAGCCUUACCAAAGUUGGUCAGAGCAAAAAUUUCAGAAUUACAUAGCAUGUUACCUUUGCUUUGUAAUGCACAGUUUUUGUAUGCUGGAGUGGUAUAUCAAAUGCUUCUCUAA